AUGGUUCGUGGUCGCGGUUUAUUGAUUAACGAUCUAGAAGUAGAUGAUUAUGACACUCAUCCACUUAUAUUUGGUGAUAUUACUGUAUUUAGAAGCGGACUAUUUAUCAUAAUAAAUUCAACUGAUUUUUUGUUAAAAUGGGAUGAAAAGACACGAGUUUAUGUCACUGUCUCACAGCAAUAUCUUGAUCGAACUAGCGGAUUAUGUGGAAAUAAUAAUGAGGAUCAGAGUGAUGAUUUAAUAACGGCAAGUGGUGUUAUAGGAAGUAUUGAUGAUAUGGCUCGAUCCUGGCAAUUAUCGUCACAGUGUGCCUCACUCAACAAUUAUACGGCUGAUAGUUCUGAUCCAUGUUUUGGACAUGACGAGAGACGUUCAUGGGCAACGACAAAUUGUGACAUUCUGACAUCAACGUCCCUUAACAGUCUUUUUAAAUUAUGCAUAGAAAAAUUAGAUUCGACUCAAGUUGACUCUUAUUAUAAAAGUUGCCUUUCUGACGCAUGCAGGUGAGUGAUUAUACAUAAACUCUAUUAUUUAUAUAAGAAGUGCUAGCUUAUUAAGGGCUCUCCCCUCAGAAAUUAUCUCCGACAUCGUACAUCCGAUCCUGACAAAACUUUCAAUAAAUGUUCGGCUUAAUGAGUUACGAGAAUGAAAAAAUCUUUUUGUCUUCAAGUCUUACCAUUCAGGAGUUUGCCAGAGAUCAAGGUCCAAAAAGGACCCUGAAGUACUUUCCAAGAGUUUUUAAUAUACUUCAAACUAGAGAGUCCGGGUUUGUUUGUUUUAAGCUAGACACCUAACUACAUGGUGUGACCGGCGCCGAUUUUUCAAUUAAGCCUUUAUUGGUUUUCCAGGCAACCAACAACCUCCAAAACCUGAAAACUCCUUCCGGAUUUUAUAAAAAUCCUCAGUUGGACAAAAAACUAAGAUCUAAUUCAAAAAUCGGCGCCGGUCAGACCAUGUAGUUUCUUUUCCUCUUUUAAACAAAAAAGAAUGAACUCUCUACGACAAAUCGCUAUAAAAAAUCUUGGGAAAUACUUCAGGUGUAACUCUUA
Didymodactylos carnosus is the source of this 1049-nucleotide messenger RNA. Lineage: Eukaryota; Metazoa; Rotifera; Eurotatoria; Philodinida; Philodinidae. The record is from the annotation of a GenBank genome assembly.